CAAACUUCAGCGCUGCGCCAACGAGGCCCUGCUGCCACCGCCAUGGGGAGCGCCAACAGACCGAUUUCCAUCACCUCCGACGAGAUAAACGCCCUCAUAUAUGCGUACCUUCAAGACUCCGGGUUAUCGCACACGGCGUUUUGUCUGCGCACCGAGUCCAAACUCGAUGAAUCGCCGUGCUUCUCUACUCAUAUACCCAGGGGCGAGCUUAUAGAGCUCCUCAGCAAGGCCUUGCUCUACAUUGAGGUUGAGCAUCAUUGGAAACGCACACCGGAGACGAGAAGUUGCAAGAACACCUUUCGGCUCCUCGAGCGUCACGUCUGUGCUCCAAGCUCGCGCAAACAGAAGCUGGCGGCGGAGGAGGCCAAGAAACUCGAGAAGCCUGCGCCGAUGGACGUUGACAUUCCCCAGCCACCGAGGGCGCCCUUACCCACCAAGGAAGUCCUGAAGCAGCCUGACACAACCAACAACAAGCGAAAAGCUGAGACACCUUCGGAAGGAUCUGUGGAUGAGGCGAAGCGACAGAAGAAGGACAAUGUAGCAAGCCUGACUGCCUCACCCCCAGUAGCGGAGUCUGCCGAAGACAAGAACGUGUCUUCGGCGUCUGCUAUCACCAACAUCAUGGCGAAUUUUGCAGAGAAGAUCAGGUCGGAGACCCAAAUGGGUCCAGUUGACGACGUGACCGACAAGAGGGUCGCGGUGCUGCUGUCUGGGCACACUGCAGAAGUCUUCGUAUGCGCCUUCAAUCCUCAAGACAGGAAUAUCGUAGCAUCUGGAUCAAAGGACGGUCAUAUCAAUAUAUGGCGACUCAACGACCCUCCUGCCGACGGCUUUUCAACGCCGCCUCCACCACCUAUCCGCUUCAACGCGGAGUCGAUUAUACCAGACAAAGACCUGACUUCCAUGUCGUGGAGUCCUGACGGCAAGCUACUUGCGGUCGGUUCGUACGACAGGGUCUUCCGCAUUCUUACUGUGGAAGGAAAACUGUACUUCCAACACUCCCUGCACAAGGGGGCUAUCUUCGUCGUUCGGUACUCGCCGAAUGGAAAGUACAUCUUGACCGCAAGUCUGGACGGUACUGCUGGCUUGUGGAACCCCGCGAACAAAUCCCUUGUUCGACAAUAUCAGGCGCAUACAGAUUGCUGUCUAGACGUAUGCUGGAUAACGGACGAACUAUUCGCGAGCUGCGGUGCCGACGCGCGUGCCAACAUCCUGAGCGUGAACCAACGGGAACCGCUGAAGACGUUGUCGUACGUUCCAGGUACUGAGAUAAUCGCUGUGAGAGCCAAUCGCGACGGCACGAAGCUAGCUACGUGCUCGGACGACCGCACUGCUCGCGUGUGGGAUAUCUCGCGAAUUAGGGCAUCUUCACCGGCGGGCGAAGAUUUCCCGGGCUUGGGAAGUACAGACAUGAGGUCCGUAGUACUGGAGGGUCAUGAAAAGGGCGUCAGCACGAUCACAUGGCAGCCCGCUCUGGUGGACGGGUGCCCAGAACUCGUGGCUACCUCCUCCUUUGACGGUACUGCACGCUUGUGGGUCGCCAGAACGGGACGAAGCUACGCUGUCUUCCGGGACAACAAACGCGCCGUGUACGCCAUCAGCUUCAGGCCCGACGGUAAAUUCUUGGCCACCGGAAGCGGUGACGGAUUUGUGCAUAUAUACAACGUCAAGUCGAAAAAGCGCGUAUGGUCUUGGUACUCUGGUCCUGUGAAGCAGGGCAUCUUCGAGAUCGAGUGGCAGGUGCUGGGUACGAAGAUCAAUCGUAUGGCGCUGGCUCUCGAAAACAAGGCAGUCGCCGUCAUCGACAUCAGCAAAGUUCCUGCCAUGCAAGCCGUGUAGACUCCCUGGUGGCGUAGAUACACGGUGUACUUCUUCCCUUUCCUUUGGGUCUGCGAAAUAGCGGAAUUGAACUUUUGGAU
Molecule: messenger RNA, 1919 nt
Organism: Schizophyllum commune H4-8
Lineage: Eukaryota; Fungi; Basidiomycota; Agaricomycetes; Agaricales; Schizophyllaceae
Product: WD40 repeat-like protein
Exons: 10
Coding region: 43-1839 (598 amino acids)
Biological process (GO): regulation of transcription by RNA polymerase II
Cellular component (GO): histone deacetylase complex
Molecular function (GO): protein binding; transcription corepressor activity
Source: RefSeq, a predicted model, not a curated record